This is a messenger RNA of Benincasa hispida (wax gourd), 1886 nucleotides long. RefSeq names its product Nuclear transport factor 2 (NTF2) family protein with RNA binding (RRM-RBD-RNP motifs) domain-containing protein. Gene Ontology annotation, cellular component: cytosol; ribonucleoprotein complex. Lineage: Eukaryota; Viridiplantae; Streptophyta; Magnoliopsida; Cucurbitales; Cucurbitaceae. The record is from RefSeq and is a predicted model, not a curated record. Gene Ontology annotation, molecular function: mRNA binding.
UGAAAGGGGGGUUGUAUUUCGAUUACCCCAUUUAUUUCCUUCAAAAACCCUAAUGCUAUAAAGCCGCUCAGAAUCUUUGCUCUCUGUUUUGUAUUCUCUACUUGUUUUCUAAGCGCUCAGAUCUCUCUCGGAAGCUCGAUUCUCUGCCCUUCAAGCAGAUGGCGGCAACACAGGAAGCCAGUUCUUCCCCUACUCCCAGUGCUCAAGUGGUUGGGAAUGCGUUUGUUGGGCAGUACUAUCACAUCCUUCAUCAUUCUCCCCAAUUGGUGCAUCGGUUCUAUCAGGAUACAAGUUUGCUAAGCCGUCCAGAUGUCAAUGGAGUGAUGACAACAGUGAAAAGCAUGCAGGCAAUAAAUGACAAGAUCAUAUCCUUGAAUUAUGGGGACUAUACAGCAGAAAUAAUAACUGCUGAUGCUCAGGAGUCUCAUGAGAAAGGAGUGAUUGUUUUGGUAACAGGAUGCUUAACUGGGAAGGACAACUUGAGGAGAAAAUUUUCCCAAACAUUUUUUCUUGCUCCUCAGGACAAAGGCUAUUAUGUCUUAAAUGAUGUGUUAAGAUAUGUUGAAGAGACUGAAUCUAUUCGAAGUAACUCUUCUUCAGGUGAUGCCAUCAAAGACAAUGCCACACCAGUUACUUCAACACCAGAACCAGAACCAUCUCAUGUUCCUAAUCAUCUCACUGUGGAACCUCCAAUGGCCUUGGAAGAGGAAGAUAUGAACAAUGAUCCUGAAGUUUGUGAUCCUUCCAGUAACGAUGAAGGAUCAGUGAUUGAAGAGGAGCAGGUUGUUGAAGCCCCACAUCCAAUCGAGCAUGAAGUAGUUGUGACAGCCGAUGCUGCUCCUGUUGCUCAAGAAGAUGCUCCAAAAAAGUCGUAUGCAUCAAUUGUUAAGGUGCCAAAGACAGUGUCUGGUCCUGUUUAUGUCCCAACUACUGCUGUAAGAGCAGCACCACCUGCAAAUCCUGACCAUCAGUCAGUUGGCCCGGUUAAACCUGCUCCAGUUCCCGAUGUUUCUGCAGCAAAUGGUGACAAUCUUCCUGAAAGUAGUAACCUUCAUGAGGAAGCCGAAGGUCACUCCAUAUAUGUACGGAACUUGCCUUUUGAUGCUACGGUUGAACAACUUGAAGAAGAGUUCAAGAAAUUUGGGCCAAUUAAGCGUGAUGGUAUCCAAGUUAGGAGUAAUAAGCAAGGAUUUUGUUUUGGGUUUGUUGAGUUUGAGCAGUUGAGCUCUGUGCACGGUGCACUUGAGGCUUCACCAGUAACAAUUGGUGAUCGUCAAGCUGUUGUGGAGGAGAAGAGGACUACCACUCGAGUUAGCGGAAGUGGCAGAGGGAGAUUCUCUACAGGAAGAGGAGGUGGUUUCCGCAAUGAUAGUUUCAGAGCAAGAGGAAAUUAUGGUGGUGGGAGAGGCUACGGGAGAAAUGAGUUCAGAAACCAGGGCGAGUUCUCCGGACGACCCCGGGGUUCGACCGGACGCAACGGGGAAGGUUAUCAGCGGGCUAACCAAAAUGGAGGCGGAAGAGGAGGAGGUCGUCAGGGUGGGGCAAACCGCACUGCCGUUGCUGGUUGAACAGUUGAAAGGAAGAGAUACGUUGACAAUUUUUUGACAGUAAAAUUGAGAAUGAGCUCUACCAUCUUUUUUUUUCUUUUGGAAUUUUAGCCUCUUUGAAUGUGGGCAGUUUGGGGUUUGGGAAAUGGUAGGAUAUUAAUGCGGUAGAAGAAACUGAAGGUACUCCUUCACAAUUAGUCAUUUUACAUUUAUGUGAGAAGAUAGUUUUGAUUUAUAUAUUUUUUUUUACCCCUUAACGGUUCAUAAAGCUGUACGACGUUAAAGCUGUUUUGACGCAAGAUCUUUUUGCUAUUAUUAUUACUAUUAUUUUGGGGGUAA